UCAGCGACUUAUAGUGAAACUACGGGACUGCGGCGGGCAUUCUGACACUCGUGGGGAAAUGAUUGUCACUGACAUCUCCAGUGACACUAAUAAAGUGACCAGUGCUAAUAAAAAGCACCAACACUGUACUAAUGACACUGGGCAGGAAGGGGUUAACAUGUGGGGUGAUCAAAGGGUUAACUGUGUGCUGUUUUACAGUGUGAUGUGUGUGUGUGCUUUCCUUUGUCAGAACAUUGCUUGAGCAAUACAAAGCCAUGUGCAGGAGCUGACAAGGGAGAGAUCUACUGUUUGCUUAGAGGUCUCUCCCCCAUCAGUGAUACUUUGAUUACCAGCUGCUGGUGGGGAAUCA
Messenger RNA from Staurois parvus, 349 nucleotides. Lineage: Eukaryota; Metazoa; Chordata; Amphibia; Anura; Ranidae. The record is from the annotation of a GenBank genome assembly.